This is a messenger RNA of Brenthis ino (lesser marbled fritillary), 1647 nucleotides long. NCBI's taxonomy places the organism in Eukaryota, Metazoa, Arthropoda, Insecta, Lepidoptera, Nymphalidae. The record is from the annotation of a GenBank genome assembly.
AUGGGUAGUGGACGGGGGACGAUGGAUUCCCAAAAUCAAGUGCAAAGUGAUAAUUUAGAUCGUUUAAAAUUGCUUUAUCCUAAUGUGAACGAAGAUGAAACACCCCUGCCAAGAUCCUGGAGCACGAAGGAUAAAUUCAGCUACAUCGGGUUAUCGCAAAAUAAUCUGCGAGUGCACUACAAAGGUCAUGGCAAAACACACAAGGACGCUGCAAGCGUUCGUGCCACGCAUCCUAUCCCGGCGGCGUGCGGUCUCUACUACUUUGAAGUGCGGAUAGUGUCAAAGGGGCGGGAUGGGUACAUGGGCAUUGGGUUAUCCGCUCAUGGUGUUAAUAUGAACAGGUUGCCAGGAUGGGACAAACAUUCGUACGGAUACCACGGCGACGACGGCCACUCGUUCUGCUCGUCCGGCACCGGCCAGCCUUACGGCCCAACCUUCACCACCGGCGACGUCAUCGGCUGCGGCGUCAACCUUGUCGACAACACAUGCUUCUACACUAAAAAUGGACACCAUCUAGGAAUAGCUUUCAGAGGACUACCGCCGAAUUUAUACCCCACAGUGGGUCUCCAAACACCAGGUGAAGUGGUAGAUGCGAAUUUUGGACAGCAACCUUUUGUGUUUGACAUAGAGGAUAUGCUGCGCGAGCUCCGCGCCAGGACACGCCUGGCUAUAGACGAGUUCCCCUUGCCCGAUGAACAGGGUCAGUGGCAACAGGUUUUACACAGGAUGGUAUCCACCUACCUGGUGCACCACGGCUACUGCAGCACCGCGCAGGCCUUCUCCCGCGCCACCGGGCAGCCCAUCGAUGAAGACAUAGCCUCUAUUAAAAAUAGACAAAGGAUAUCGAAGCUGAUCCUGUCGGGCCGCGUGGGCGAGGCGGUGGAGGCGGCGCGGCGCCUGUACCCGGGCCUGCUGGAGCGCGACGCCGAGCUGCUGCUGCUGCUCAAGUGCCGCCAGUUCGUGGAGAUGGUCAACGGCUCCGACUCGGAGUCGCAGUGCGCGGAGGGAGCGGAGGGGGAGGUGGAGGCGGAGGAGGGCGCGGCGGGCGGCAACGGCGUGGCCACGUCCGUCAUCCUGCACACGGGCCGCGCGCCGCCGCUGCCCGCCAACGGCGACCGGCACGCCCACACCAACGGUGUGACCGAGGUGGUGGAGGAGGAGCUGCGGCACUGCGACGUGGACAUGCCGCCCGCCGCCAACGGCUCCCACGAAGGUGACGAGCUGCCGCUGGUGAAGGGCAUGCCCGGCGUCACGGCGUGCGUCGCCGCGCUCUUGCCUUGCCGACCCGACGGGGACGGGUGCGGCGCGCGCGCGUCGGUGGAGCGCAUGCUGGCGUUCGGGCGCGAGCUGUACGCCAUGAGCCAGGACCUGAAGCCCGACCACUAUCUCAAGUCUAUGUUGGAGGACGCGUUCAGCCUGCUGGCGUACAGCAACCCGUGGGACAGCCCCAACGGCUGGCAGCUGGAGGCGGUGUGGCGCGAGCCCGUCUGCGAGGCCUUCAACGCGGCCAUACUCGAAUGGCAAGGCAUGCAGUCAGUGUCCCCGGUGGAGGCGUGCGUGGCGCACUCGGGUGAGCUGCUGCGGCGCAUGGCGCGCGCCUCGCUCGGCGCCUGCGCCUUCGCCGACCUGCCCGCGCUGCUGCGCCGC